This is a messenger RNA of Entrophospora candida, 2565 nucleotides long. NCBI's taxonomy places the organism in Eukaryota, Fungi, Glomeromycota, Glomeromycetes, Entrophosporales, Entrophosporaceae. The record is from the annotation of a GenBank genome assembly.
AUGUCAAGAUAUCCAAAUACAGAUUAUUAUCCAUCUAAUAAUAAUAAUAAUAAUGGCCAUUCUACCAGAUACAAUAAUAAUCGGCAACAAACUCACAAUAUCCAACGCCAACCUACUUAUCCUGCAAAUCAUCAAAUUGUUGAUUUGCGUCAGAACGAUUUAGCUGCAAAAGCAAACAAAAGAAAAUCAGUUAGACAUGUAGAAUUAACUAAAGGAAAUUUGAUUCUUGAUUGUCCAGUUCCAGACAAAAUACUACGUAAUGUCCAAUAUACAACUGGCGAAGAAUUUACAAGUAUGAGAUAUACCGCUGUAACAUGUGACCCAAAUGAUUACAUCAGUAACAAUUAUUAUCUUCGUCCUUACAUUUAUGGACGUAAGACUGAAAUCAUGAUUGUAAUGACAAUGUACAAUGAAGACGAUCAAUUAUUCAUUAAAACAAUGUCUUCAGCCAUUAAAAAUGUUGCACAUCUUUGUUCAAGAGAUCGUUCAAAAGUCUGGGGAAGUGAAGGAUGGAAAAAAAUCGUAGUGGUAGUGGUGGCUGACGGUCGUAAUAAAAUUAAUAAAAGAGUCUUGAAAGUUUUAGGUGCCAUGGGCGUUUACCAAGACAAUAUCAUGCAAGAUAGUGUGGCUGGAAAACCUGUUACUGGACAUUUGUUCGAGUACACUUCUCAAUUGUUGGUUGAUAGUGAAUUCAAUAUUCACGGAUCAAAUAAAAAACUUCCACCAGUUCAAGUAUUGUUUUGUUUAAAAGAGAAAAACGCAAAGAAAUUAAAUUCUCAUCGUUGGUUCUUUAAUGCUUUUGCUGCUCAGUUAAAUCCAAAUGUUUGUAUCCUACUCGAUGUUGGAACAAAGCCUUCUCAUACUUCUGUUUAUCAUUUAUGGAAAGCAUUUGAUCGUGAUCCAUCAAUUGGUGGUGCAUGUGGUGAAAUUAAAGCAGAACUUGGAACUGGAUGGAAAAAUUUGAUUAAUCCAUUAGUAGCGUCUCAGAAUUUCGAAUACAAAAUGUCAAAUAUUCUUGAUAAACCAUUAGAAUCUGUUUUUGGUUACAUUUCUGUGUUACCUGGUGCUUUUUCUGCUUAUCGAUACAAAGCUUUAUUAAAUACUUCCCCUGGUAAAGGUCCUUUGGCCUCUUAUUUCAAAGGUGAGGCUAUGCACGGAGCUGGAGACGCUGGUAUUUUCGAAGCUAAUAUGUACUUGGCCGAAGAUCGUAUCCUAUGUUUUGAACUAGUUGCUAAAAAACAUGAAGGUUGGAAAUUAAAAUAUGUCAAGUCUGCAAAAGCUGAAACAGAUGUGCCGGAUAGUGUUCCUGAAUUUAUAUCACAACGUCGUCGUUGGUUAAAUGGAUCUUUCUUUGCUGCAUUUUAUUCAAUUGCUCAUUUCACUCGUAUUUGGAGUUCCGGCCAACCAAUCCAUCGAAAAUUUUUACUACAAAUUGAAUUCAUCUACAACGCCAUCAAUCUAGUAUUUAAUUGGUUUGCUUUGGGAAACUUUUAUUUGUCAUUUUUCUUUUUAACAUCAGCAGUAACAGCCGACCCUGCCACGGAUCCUUUCAGAGGGUUCGGCAGUGAAUUAUUUGACAUUGUCAGAUCACUUUACAUCAUGGUCAUAGUAACGAUAUUUAUUAGUUCCAUGGGUAACAGACCUCAAGGUUCCAAAUUAAUCUACACAUUGUGUAUUGUAUUAUUUGCCUUGAUCAUGGCAACCAUGUUAUAUUGUGCAGGAUAUACAGUUUAUUUGAGUGUAAUAAAAGAUAAUACUAUCAAUUUCAAAAAGCUACAAUCAAUCAAAGAAGCAUUAAGCAAAGCUGCGUUCCGUGAUAUCGUUAUAUCACUUGCGUCAACAUAUGGAUUAUACUUUUUCUCAUCAUUUAUUCACGGAGAACCAUGGCACAUGAUAACAUGUUUAGUACAAUACAUCUUAUUGGUACCAUUCUAUGUAAACAUUUUGAUGGUUUAUGCAUUUUGUAAUACUCAUGACGUUUCUUGGGGAACAAAAGGUGAUAAUGGUACUUCCGGUGAUUUGGCCGUCGCUCAACCUGUUGCUGGUAAAGAUGGUAAAAAAUUGCUGCAAGUCGAGGUACCAACAGAACGUAAAGAUAUCAAUGCUGCUUAUGAUCAUCUAAUCGGUGAUUUGAAAGUUAAAGUUCGCGAGGAAAAACAACAUAGAGAUGCUGCCACCAAAAAAGAAGAUUUCUACAAGUUAUUUAGAACUAAUUUGGUUUUGGUAUGGAUGUUUACAAAUGGUUCGCUGAUUGUAUUCUUUACAUCAAACACAUGGAAAAAUUAUGUCGCAGAAAAAAAUAUCAAUGGUGCUUAUAAUCCUUAUCUUACUUUUGUAUUUUGGUCUGUUGCUGGAUUAUCUGCAUUCAGAACAUUUGGCACUGUGUGGUAUUUGAUCCACAGAGCAAUAUUUGUUUAUCAAAAUUGUACCGAGUAUGAAGAAGAGGUGCUAAACCAAAUUAAAUGGACCACCACAAGAAGAGGAGUAUCGUCAACAUUACAACAAACACCAAAUCAUGGGAAAAUGCUUUGGGACAGAAUACAACAGGAAUAUCAGGAUAUUUAG